GUAUUGUUAUAUUGAAGAUAUUAUUUACUUAUCUCUCAAUUCUUGUUUCAAUUGAACAUACUUGUUCAAUAAUUAACACUGUAAUUCGUGCAUUAUGGAAUCUUUUCUUCCGAUAAAUAUGAUAAUGGGAGAUAUAUUGGAGCCUGAAAUGGAGAAACUUGCUGAAUAUCUUCAAGUGGAAUUUAAUAAAUUUUAUAAUGAGGCCACAGUUAAAGUGGUAAAUUGUCCUGACUUGAGAAAGGCUCCUUUCCAUCUUGUUGCGCCAGGAUUAUGUGGUAACACGGCGCUUCUAGAAGUUGGUAGUCUUUCGAAUUUAUUUCCAUUUCCGCGAAUGGAAAAAAAGUACGAUUUCAUAAGCUUUUUAGAGACCAGUGGCCGUUCUAACGAUGAUAAUUUCAUCAUCGGAGCAAGUCUUUAUCCAUCGUCUAAUGGCCACAUGGGCGAGCUUAUUAUGAAUGCAAGCUUCUCGCCGUUAGACGAAGAAGGAAUGAGAGUUAAAAAUAGGAGCUACGUUGCAUUUUUAGCACAGGAUCAUACAGGAGAAAAUGUAAAAUUAGAUAUAUUAAAUGACUACAAUCGUGUAAAAUGCUUCCUACAUGGCAAUUUCUUUAUCAGCGAAGGCAAACCAGGAAGAGUUCUUGAAAUACAUGCUAAGGCACGUCGUGAAGAUAAGGAAUUAACAAAAGUAAUACAACAUACGCUUCAAAAGUAUUAUGAAGCCACAUCAACACUUGUCGGUCUAGGUGGUACAUUUGUAGUGCAUAACGGUCUAGUGCGACACCACCUUAUGCCAGAUAUUGGGCAGAUAUCAUUAGAAAAUUGCUCUGAUGAAAGCAGAAUUCGUAAUUGGGUUAAGACCCGUAUACUAACGACGCCUUUGGUUGCAGUUGGCACAAUUGUUAACAAAUCUUCUUUUCCUGUUGUACUUACAAAUUCAAAACUUCAAACAGAUUUACAACUCACUACAAAUCAUUUUCAUAGCUUUUCCUUUGAACCACUAGUAGGCGGACAUUAUUAUACAAAUGUAGAAUAUGGAAACUCUGCAGAAUAUUUAGGAUACUUUUGUCCAGCAAAAAAGCUAUAUCGUCUGGAUAAUGACGAAAUCUGUCAUAUACCUGUAAUAAGAGAAUUUUAGGAUUUACAUAAGCCAUAGAUGUUA
Camponotus floridanus (Florida carpenter ant) is the source of this 1159-nucleotide messenger RNA. Its product is annotated as ester hydrolase C11orf54 homolog. Gene Ontology annotation, molecular function: zinc ion binding; hydrolase activity, acting on ester bonds. Bases 95 to 1135 code for a protein of 346 amino acids. The transcript has 6 exons. Gene Ontology annotation, cellular component: nucleus. The record is from RefSeq and is a predicted model, not a curated record. Lineage: Eukaryota; Metazoa; Arthropoda; Insecta; Hymenoptera; Formicidae.